AUGGAUGAUGACGCUAGUCCAGAUUUACAUAAAUCUUUGUCGGAAGGCCCAAUGGACACAGACGAGGGUCCCUUGAUUAACGAGAACUCCAAUGGAUUGUCGCAUCUUUUAACGGAAGGAGAGUUUAACAGCGUAGACGCGGGUGUCGUGGACGAGUCUUCAACAUCAAAUCAUGGUUUUCUUAAUGCCGUUGAGUUAUCGACUGGUAGCGUGGGCGAUUACUUAGAAAAUAACACUAGCGGAUUUAACGCGGACACUUUUGAUGUUGGCGAUAACGCAGUCACUUUUCCUAGCGACUCUUUAAAUACUGCCCUCUCCGAUGGAGAUUCACGCUUGAGCGAAAAUGUAUAUAAAAACACGACUUCAGAUAUAGAAGGAGAAUACAGCAACAGUCAGAAAACUAAGAUGGAAACAGACAAUGAGCAAGAUAAUAUUAAGGAAGAAAAUGAUGGUAGUUUGUCAGCUCAAUCGGAAAAUACAAAACAAUUGAACAUACAAGAAACUGUCUGUUCUAACUUUGAUCCAAAAGAAUGCGAAAAUAGUAAUGAUACAAAUCAGUUAAGUGAGAAACAGAAGGAGAUUAAAGAACUUGAACAGGAUGAAGAAAGUAAUUUAGUAAAGGAUGAGGGUGGAGAUACCUUGGAGAAAAAAAUUGAGCUGGAUAUUUCCAAGAAAGUGAAAGUGACUAGUGUUAAAAAGUCAGAGAAUAAAGUUGGUGGUGCUGAAGAAACAGAAGUUGUGUCGGAGGAUGAACUACCAAUUGUUCAGAAACCAAGCAUAAAAGAUGCUGAAAAUGUCUCUGAUGAUGAACUGCCAGGUCCCAAACCAGCAGAACUUCCAGCUGAUACUGAGGUUGUAUCUGAAGAUGAGCUGCCAUCAUCCAAAAAGGAUACCAAGGAAUCUCGGAAAAGAAAACCUGAAGAAGAAAGGGAUGGGUAUGACCCGGGUUCUCCCACAUCUGAGAGUGAAUCCUCCAACAAGAAGCAGGCUGUUGCUAAGAAUGGUGAAAGUAAACCAAUACCUGCAGAGAAAAGAAUGUCAAUAGAUGAAAAACCAAAGAAGAAAACUCUACCAGAGCUUGACAAGUACUGGAAAGUGGUCAAUGAUGACCCUACUGACUUCACUGGAUGGACAUACCUACUACAGUAUGUAGAUCAAGAGAGCGACGUAGAAGCGGCACGUGAAGCUUAUGACGCCUUUUUGUCUCACUACCCAUAUUGCUAUGGCUAUUGGCGGAAAUACGCAGACUAUGAGAAACGCAAAGGAAGUAAAAAGAAGUGCCUCGAGUGCAUCGAGGCCAACGAUGUUCAUAUGGCAAAAUCUGACGGAGGAAGCCGGCGAAAGGAGGCUGCUUCGGCGUCCGGCGAUUGUAAACAGGUUUUGGAAAGAGGUCUCAAAGCGAUUCCACUAUCAGUGGAUCUGUGGAUACAUUACCUGAAUCAUAUAAAAGCCACCAGAACUGAAGAUCUCGCUUACAUUAGAGCACAAUAUGAGAGGGCUAUAGAAGCCUGCGGGUUAGAAUUUCGCUCUGAUCGUCUGUGGGAGUCAUACAUCAAAUGGGAAGCCGAGAAUGGUACUGCACUUAACGUCACCGUCAUUUAUGAUCGCUUAUUGGCCACUCCGACCCUCGGGUAUACUUCACAUUUUGACAACUUCCAAGAGCACGUGAUGUCGGAGCCGGUGGCAGGGGUUGUGUCGCGCGCUGAGCUGGUGCGCCUCCGGGGCGAGGUGCGCGAGGCGACCGGCGCCCAGCCGCAGCUUGACCUUCCGCCAGGCGAGGACGAGCCACUCGACCACGUCGCAUCCGAGGAGGAAGCACAGGCUAUCAAGGAGCGGGUGAUCGCAGCCAGACGUAAAGUGCACAAAACGACCGGCGAGGAGGUCGCUGCCCGUUGGACAUUCGAGGAGGGCAUAAAACGACCAUAUUUCCAUGUGAAGCCGUUAGAAAGAUGUCAGCUCAAGAAUUGGAAGUCUUAUCUCGAGUGGGAGAAACAACAUGGGUCCUUUAAACGGGCGCUCGUGUUGCAUGAGAGGUGUCUCAUAGCCUGUGCUCUUUAUGAAGAGUUCUGGAUGAGGCUGAUCAAGUUUCUAGAGGAGCGUAUCGAUUCAGAGCCGGAUCUUGUUCCCGUGGAACGUGAAGUGCUGGAGAGGGCCUGCACCGUUCACCAUCUGGACAAGCCAGAGCUUCACUUACACUGGGCGCACUUCGAGGAGGAACACGGCAACCCGACUAAGGCGGCUGAGAUACUUGACCGGAUAGAAAAGACCUGUCCCAAUCUCGUACAGAUACAGUACAGACGCGUCAACUUGGAGCGCAGGCGUGGCGACUUUGACAAAUGCUGCCAAUUAUAUGAAGGAUACAUAGCUACGGCUAAGAACAAGGCAAUUUCGUCCGCCCUGUCCAUCAAAUACGUUCGCUUCUUGUUCCACAUCAAGCGGGACGCCUCGGCGGCCAAGAAAGCGAUCGACGACGCCAUCGCCAGGGAUCCACUCAACGUCAGGCUGCAUAUGCAGCGGCUAGACAUUGCACUGCACACACCCGGCACGCCUUUCGAAGUUUUAGAAGAGCUGGCGAUGUCGUACGAGCGGCAGGAGGGCGCCGAGCUGGAGUGCUCCGCGAUGAUGGCGUGGCGGCGGCGCGAGCUCGCCGAGGAGCUGGGCCCGGCGGCCGCCGCGCGCUCCGCCCACCGGCACGCGCGCGCCCUCGCCAAGCACCUGCGCAAGCGCGCGCGCAAGGACAAGCACGAGCAGCCGCCCCUGCCCGCACCUUCCGCCGAUGCGGCGAAGAAAAAGGAUGCCAACAGUACGACAAUGACCAGCAACGCCACCACCACAAGCGGCAACAGUACUUACUACCAGACGCCGGCCGCAACUACGCAGUCGUACGACCAAUCGUACGCGCAGCCCUACCAGCCGCCGUGGGGCUACCAGCAGCCGCCGGGCCCCUACCAGCACCACCCGCACCCUUGGCCCCAAUACCCCAACUACUAU
Iphiclides podalirius (scarce swallowtail) is the source of this 2991-nucleotide messenger RNA. NCBI's taxonomy places the organism in Eukaryota, Metazoa, Arthropoda, Insecta, Lepidoptera, Papilionidae. The record is from the annotation of a GenBank genome assembly.